GGAGGGGACGCGGAGCCCCUGGGUAGCGGCCGGGAGAGGGCUGGGAAGAGGCGAGGUGGUCGCGCCCGGCUUCCUCCGGUGCCGCGGCCGCUUCCGGGCCCGCAUCAUGGGGGACUGAGGAGCAGCGCCGGCCGCCCGCGCCCGCCCGCCCGGCCCGAGCCCGCCCGGCCCCGGCCCCCGCCCGCCUCCCCUCGGCACAGUCUCUGCGAAGCGGCGCCAGCCUCCCCGGGGAGCGGCCGGGCGAGGCGCCGGGUUCAUGUUCCGGGUGGCUGAACCUACCCCGACCCGAGCUCAGGCGGCGAGGAAGAGCUGGCAUUUCAGUAGGACUAUGGAGGAGCUGGUUCAUGAUCUGGUCUCAGCACUGGAAGAAAGUUCAGAGCAAGCCAGAGGAGGUUUUGCUGAUACUGGAGAUCAUUCUAGAAGUGUGUCUUGUCUUCUGAAGCGACAGGCAAGGAAAAGGAGGGGACGGAAAAGGCGUUCAUUUACCACCCAUCAUCCCUGGGAGACUGGUCACUGCUUAAGUGAAGGUUCCGAUUCCAGUUUAGAGGAAUCAAACAAAGACUACAGGGAGAAUCAUGCUAAUAAGAAAGACCACAGUGACUCUGAUGACCAGUUGUUGGUUGCUAAACGUAGGCCUUCCUCAAACUUAAAUAACAUCAGAGGCAAAAGACCUCUGUGGCAUGAACCAGAUUUGGCUGUUGACAGUUUGGGAAACAGAACUUUGCGCAGGAGAAGAAAGGUAAAACGGAUGGCGAUAGAUCUGCCAUCAGAAGUCUCUAAUGCACUGACAAUAACUCAGCAGCAGGAUAACAGCAGAGAUCAAGAAAUGGACAAUAACAAUAAAUCAUACCAGCACCAAGAGUUUUCCAAGAGCAAAGUGAAAAAAAGAAAAGUAUCUGCAGCUCGUCAAGGACCAGAAAUCUUGGAUGAAGGAGUUGUUAUAGAAAAUGAAGAAGUGAACCAAGCAAAUAAGGACAAAAUGGAAUAUGAGGAGCAAAAAGGCUCAGAUGAGAACAUGAGUGACAGUGAAUCCAGCAGUCUGAGCAGCAGUGAUGCUGGUUUGUUUACCAAUGAUGAGGGAAGACAAGGUGAUGAUGAGCAAAGUGAUUGGUUUCAUGAAAAUGAAUCUGGUGGAGCAUGUGGAAUUACAGGAGUGAUUCCAUGGUGGGAACAAGAAGACUCCACAGAACUGGAGAGAGAAUUGCCUGAUCCAGUCUUUGAAAGUAUCUUAACUGGUACUUUCCCUCUUAUGUCCCGUUCAGGGAGGAGAGGUUUCCAGAGCAGAUGUAGUCAUCUUCAUGGAAUGCCAGCAAGAAACAUAAAAAAGGCUUCAGGAAACCAGAAUGCACUGAUAACACCAGGACCAGGCGGUAGCAGGAAAACGGUUCACUUGGCCCAGGAUUCUCUUCACCAUGAUCACUGGUUUAGCCCUGGGGCUAGGAAGGAACAUAGCCAGCUUCAACUCUUGCGAGACAACCGAUCGGAGAGAGGACACAAGAAGAACAGCUCUGUAAAAACAGCUAGCAGGCAAACCAGUGUACAUUUGGGAUCAUUGUGCAUGGGAGACAUCAAGCGGAGAAGGAAAGCUGCUCCCCUGCCAGGACCCACAGGGUUUGUAGGAGAAAACACCCAACCAAUCCCAGAAAACAACAUUGGAAACAGAAUGCUUCAGAGUAUGGGCUGGACCCCAGGCACGGGCCUUGGACCAGACGGCAAAGGGAUAGCAGAGCCCAUAAGAGCCAUCCAGAGACCAAAAGGACUCGGACUUGGAUUUAGCUGACAGAAAUGCACUCUGGCUGCCCAAGAAAAAUAAAGCUCAAAAUUAUUUUAAAAAUACAAAAAAAAAAAAAAAAAAAAAAAA
Molecule: messenger RNA, 1861 nt
Organism: Lepidothrix coronata (blue-crowned manakin)
Lineage: Eukaryota; Metazoa; Chordata; Aves; Passeriformes; Pipridae
Gene: GPATCH2
Product: G-patch domain containing 2
Exons: 10
Coding region: 257-1780 (507 amino acids)
Molecular function (GO): nucleic acid binding
Source: RefSeq, a predicted model, not a curated record